Molecule: messenger RNA, 812 nt
Organism: Phalaenopsis equestris
Lineage: Eukaryota; Viridiplantae; Streptophyta; Magnoliopsida; Asparagales; Orchidaceae
Exons: 3
Coding region: 78-752 (224 amino acids)
Source: RefSeq, a predicted model, not a curated record
UUAUUAUCUUGGGCUUAGACAAGGUAAGCGGUUUUGCACUCUUACACUCUCCUCCAUCCAUUGCUCUUCUCAUCCCCAUGAGAAUCCGCAGAAGGCCAGCCUUUCUCCUCCCUUCUCCUCCUAAUCAAACCCCAGAUCUAUUAACUCAAACUCAUGAGCUCGCAAACAACCAUACAUGGCGCUCCCAACCAGCUGAUCAGCAAGAUUUCAAUAGAAAAGUUUCAGAAGGCCGGUUAUUGCACUCAGUUGAAGAUCUGAAACCAGAACACAACAAAGCUUCUCCUUUCUUUGUUCUGGAUCAGUCCGAUCAAAGCUCCCUCUCCUCAUUUCUCGAUUCGAACAGAGAUCUGAAAGAACCUCAUUCUCAGAAUCCAUCGGUUAAUGCCACUAAAAGCAGCUCAGGUGCACCGCCGCCACCGCCGCCGCCGCCGGCGAAUAGGAGGAGAAGACCAGCUCUGUUAAUGGAGGGUUCGAGGUGUAGCCGAGUUAAUGGAAGAGGGUGGCGUUGCAGCCAGCCAACGCUGGUUGGUUACUCUCUCUGUGAGCACCAUUUAGGUAAAGGUAGACUGAGGAGUAUGAGCUCAGUUAAGGAGAAGCUUGAAAAUAGUUCGCCGGAGGUUGAGUUGAGGAAGAAGACGAAGAAGAAGAUUGGAGUGUUUAAAGCUAGGUCUCUUAGCAGUCUUCUCGGUGAUGAGAUCGCCGGCGAUUUGGCAUUGCCGCCGCAGCAUCUCCGGCGAACUGGUGAGAGGUAAUAAUAUUAUAUCUGUCUUGAUCAUUUGGCUUAAAUGUCUUAAUUUUAUUCGAAGGAUCAU